Colletotrichum godetiae is the source of this 636-nucleotide messenger RNA. Its product is annotated as small GTP-binding protein. Bases 1 to 636 code for a protein of 211 amino acids. Lineage: Eukaryota; Fungi; Ascomycota; Sordariomycetes; Glomerellales; Glomerellaceae. Gene Ontology annotation, biological process: vesicle-mediated transport. Gene Ontology annotation, molecular function: GTP binding; GTPase activity. The transcript has 6 exons. The record is from RefSeq and is a predicted model, not a curated record.
AUGAACCCCGAGUACCGUUGUGAUUUAGGUUCGACACCGAUACUGACCCGACGGCAGCUUCUCCUCAUCGGUGAUUCCGGUGUUGGAAAGUCUUGCCUUCUCUUGCGAUUCGCCGACGACACCUACACCGAGUCCUACAUCUCCACCAUCGGUGUUGACUUUAAAAUCCGCACGAUAGAGCUCGAUGGAAAGACGGUGAAGCUGCAAAUCUGGGAUACUGCCGGCCAGGAGCGUUUCCGCACCAUCACUUCCUCCUACUACCGUGGUGCCCACGGCAUCUGCGUCGUCUACGACGUCACCGACAUGGACUCCUUCAACAACGUCAAGCAAUGGCUUCAGGAGAUUGACAGAUACGCCACCGAGGGCGUCAACAAGCUGCUUGUCGGCAACAAGAGCGAUAUGUCCGACAAGAAGGUUGUCGAGUACACCGUCGCCAAGGAAUUCGCCGACAGCUUGGGCAUCCCCUUCCUCGAAACCUCUGCAAAGAACGCCAGCAACGUCGAGCAGGCUUUCUUGACCAUGGCCCGCCAGAUCAAGGAGCGCAUGGGCAGCACGACCGCGAACAACACGAAACCCUCCGUACAGGUCGGCCCCGGCCACGGCGUCUCCUCGAACUCGGGAGGUGGCUGCUGCUAA